GAACUGGCAGUACAAUAGAGCUGUUGUGCUGUGGUGGAUGGAGAGGUUGCAACGCUGGGAAAUGCAGAGUGGCAUGGAAGGGGGUAAAUAAGGGGGGGAACACUCACAGUUUUGCGCCGAUUAACACAAGUUGGGGGAGGGAAAAAAGAACAGUGGAUAGUUUCCUUACGCCGGGGCAGCAUGGUCCCCCGAAUGCUGUUGCUGCUGCUAUCGGAUCAUUUCGGGUGUAAGGACACGUCAGGAUGAAACGCCAGCGGGCGUCGAGCAGUAGCGACAGCUCUGACAAUGAAAGUCCGUCCACCUCCUUCUGCUCCUCCAACAAGUAUGGAAGCAAACUGGGGACCCCGGUGUCAGAGCCGAAGAAACCAGCGGAGGUGUUCAGGAAGGACCUGAUCAGCGCCAUGAAGCUUCCAGACUCCCACCACAUUUCCCCAGAUGACUAUUACUUGCUAGCAGACCCCUGGAGACAGGAAUGGGAGAAGGGGGUGCAGGUGUUGGCCAGCCCCAACUCAAUCCCGCAGCCGUCCGUCAGGGUUGUCGCAGAGAGGCCCAAAGAGAUCCUCUUCUCCAGACCAAGGAAGUACAUCCAGUCCCGGAACCAGGAUCCUGCUGAGAUGGGCUACGUCAACAUUCUGGACCUGGCGGAAGCUGUGUGCCGCUGUGACCUGGACGCCAUGGACCUGAACUGGCUGCAGGAGCUCAACGCAGAUCUGGAGAUGAUGGGCGAGCUCACCGUGGACGAGCUGACCAUGGAGCGUGCCCUAGAGGCUCUGGAGAGGCAGUGUCACGACAACAUGAACCAUGCCAUCGAAACUGAGGAGGGGCUGGGCAUCGAGUACGAUGAGGAUGUCAUCUGCGACGUGUGCCGCUCGCCGGACAGCGAGGAGGGCAACGACAUGGUUUUUUGCGACAAGUGCAACAUCUGCGUGCAUCAGGCCUGCUACGGCAUCUUGAAGGUUCCGGACGGGUGCUGGCUCUGCCGGACUUGCGUCCUGGGCAUCGACCCGCAGUGCGUGCUGUGUCCCAAGAAGGGCGGCGCCAUGAAGGCCACGCGGGCCAGCACCAGGUGGGCCCACGUCAGCUGUGCCCUCUGGAUCCCCGAGGUGAGCAUCGCCUGUCCGGAGAGGAUGGAGCCCAUCACCAAAGUGUCCCACAUCCCCCCCAGCCGCUGGGCACUGGUGUGCAGCCUCUGCAAGCUGAAGACGGGGGCAUGCAUCCAGUGCUCUGUGAAGAGCUGCAUCAUUCCGUUCCACGUCACCUGCGCCUUCGAGCACAGCCUGGAGAUGAAGACCAUCUUGGACGAGGGUGAUGAGGUCAAAUUCAAGUCCUACUGCCUGAAGCACAGCAAGCCCAAGGCAGCAGGUGGGGGGGGACUCAGCCCGGUCCAGCAGAAGCCCUCCACGGGGAUGGAGAAGCUAGGCCUGCGAGCCCGCAAGCUGCGUGAGCUGGAGGAGGAGUUCUACACACUGGUGCGUCCUGGGGACCUGGCCCGGGACAUGGCGCUGUCCCCUUUCGUCCUGGACUUCAUCUUCCAGUACUGGAAGCUUAAACGCAAGAGCGGCUUCAACAAGCCCCUCCUCCCUCCCAAGGAGGAGGAGAACGCUCUCCUGGAGCCCAAGGACGAAGGCAUCCACACCCGCAUGCGCAUGUUCAUGCACCUGCGACAGGAUCUGGAGAGGGUGAGGAACCUGUGCUACAUGGUGAGCCGCCGGGAGAAGCUGAAGCUGUCCCACAGCAAAGCCCAGGAGCAGAUCUUCAACCUGCAGGUGGAGCUGAUUAACCAGGAGCUGUCAGCAGGUCUUCCCCUGUCCUGCCCUCCUGAGAGUGGGCUGAUUCAGCCCCCCCCAAGGAUAACACUGAAGCUGAAGAUGCCCAAGGUCACCCUUGGAAACAGAAAGACGGCCCCCAAGUCUGGCAACGGGCCUCUGUGUCCAGACCACAGCGCAAACCUUUGCGAGAAGGGCAGUGGUGGGCGGGGUCAUGGCAAGGGGUGGAGCCGGAGGGCGGGCCAGGUGAAUGGGGUCACUCCGAGCUCGAGGGAAGGCAGCACGCCAGUUAAACCUAUCAGGCCGUCAGGGAAACCCCUAGCGUUGCAAGCAGCUCUGCACGGCCGCCCUUCCAAUGGCAGUGGGAGACCAGAACAAGAGACUGUCCGAAGCCCCAAGCCCAAUGGAAGCCUGGAGCGGCCCGUGGCCCAGCUGGAUAGCCCCUGCCAAACAUCCUGUGAACGGAUCACCCAAACAGGCCCCUACAGAAAGACUGCCAUGGACCACUUCAAGCGGUCCUUCAACGAGGCCUCGGUCAGCCUGACCCGAAACACAGAGGGUCUCCGCGUUCACGACAAGCCCCCACGGAAGGGGUCCGGCAAGGAGCGGCCAUGGACCAAGUUGGCGGCGCCGCAGCAGACUGAAGACGGGUACUGCCCCGAUUUGGAACUCAGCGACUCGGAGCCUGAGACCCAGGCCCAUCACUGGCGGGGGCUACGGGCGCACCGGGCCAGCACGGGGCCGAAGGGCCCAGCCCCGGAACACGGAAGGGGUAUGGGCCGGGGCAAGCCGAUGUUGGGGCCUAGGACUUCCGUGCAAAGGUGACGACCCCCACCCAAGCUCUUUCUGCCACUGUUCCCCAAAUCCACUGCCUCCAUGUCCUCUGGAGAGGUGCUCACUGCCCCACUCACUGGUUGGUGCCUGGGGGUCACAGGUGCCCGGCGGUUUAGUCCGACAAAGGUCACACACUUCUGCUCGUCCUCGGACCUCCUCCUUAUUACUCUCUCUGGUUGGGAGGGGUCAGUGGGCAGGUGCUUUAAUGCCUCAUUGUGACUCCUCACCCAUCGUCCGGUUGUGCCAUCGACAAACCAAACUCCGGUGCGGUCCGGUUUGUGUCUUUUGUCCUGGUGUAGGAGUGUUCUUCCGAGUCCUUAUUACCAUAUCUUAUAUUUCAGAUGCCUUUCUAUAUGCUAAGGCUGUAAAUAUUGAUUUGAAAGGAAGAGAUUUUUUAAAAAGCCCGUUUAAGUGAGUAUAAUGGCAAAGAGGAGGUGUACGGGGUCCGCACCUUUCAAUGAAAUUCACAUUUUAUUAUCUUUUUAAUUGCAAAAUGAAAAAGGCACUAAUGGUCCAUUGUUUCAUGUCAUGUCAUGUCAUGUCAUGUGACCUGGUCGCGUCUAAGUAAACGCAGGCUUUUUCCCGGUCUACCUCUGCUUUGGUCUCCUCAUGACCUUCUCAAUCACUCCUCGGGUGGAAAUUCAAAUCGCCAUUCACACGGAACGUGUAGAAUUUAUUUUCUGUUUUGCCGGAGUCUCCAGUUCGGAAAGAAGGAGCAUUUUAAGUGAAGUACCUCUUUGUGAGAAUCUUUUUUUUUUUUUUUCUCUCUUCUAAUUCCAUAACCCACAGCAUCCCAAAGAGCUGUCUAACAGGGACUCCCGGAUUCUGUGUGUUCCUUUGUGAGGAUGUCUCUCUCAGUUCAAUCCAAAAGAUGUCACUGUAAACCACCCCUCCCCCUUUUCAAAGAUGUGAUUUCUUUUUUUGUCUUGGCACAAGUAAUGGAAACGGCACAAAGGGAAAAUCGCAGUCGUCUAGGAAUCGCUGGCUUUACCUCUUCCAGGCCGGGUCACUCGGAUGACGGUUUUGUGGGAGUGUUUAGUCCACUGUUGGACACAGACCCUGCUGGACCCCCCCCCCCCAACUCUGGAAAAGCGAGGUAGCCGAUGAGAGGAGCUGACGGUUCGUCUAAAACGCUGGGCUAAUAUCCAGUCAAUGUUUACCGUAAUAGUUAAAAACAACGCUUGCAGGAGAAGUUUUCAUGGUUAUUACUUUCUCUGCAUAUUUUGCCCCCCCUCCCUUGCUCCACACUUCGUUUAGUGGAUUUUGUUCAGCUUUCAGGUCAGAGGGAACGUUUUGCGAUAUGUUUCAGUUUUUGCUAGUAAAGCUUUAGAGGAAUAGCACAGCCGCGAUGCCCCUCCCAGACUCCCCGUCUUACUGGAACUAUGGAUUGACAAGACAGUGGUCUCAUGCUCAGAUAUGCCGAGGUCUGUUGGCCGGGGGGGGCGGUGAGGCAUAAUCCUUAAAGCUGCUUCCCUGAGCUAUACUGGGAAGAGCUGUGCUUGUGGGGGAGGAGGGGGGUCCAGAUGAAGCCAUUGAGUUCUGGCACGAUUAAUAGUGCUCGAUUCAGCACAAGUGCCGCUCUGGGUAGCGGAAAUGAGGCCCAGCAUUUCGGCAGUGCCUGAAGAGCAGCUGUGUCAGUACUGCAGUCCCCAUACAUACACACACACAUACACAAAGUGCACUUCAAACCGUGUUACACAGUGCAUCAGCGAUCUUUGACCUCGGUCGUGUAAAUUGAGGCCAAGUAACCGCGCACUAGUGAGAAGCGUGAAUGUCAGCAGGCAUUUGUGACGUCACUUUUCCAAAUCCCACACCAGCUUGUUCUGUUGGCCGUUUCAGACCCUUUAUUGGGUUUGUCCCUGCAGGGCAGUUGUGUGAAUCAGAGCAGACUGUGAAAUGGAUUCUGGCGUCUGACAGGUGUCCGUGGGGCGAACGGUCACCACAAGGGGGCGCCGUCAGCGUUGUUCAUCACAGCCCACCUGCUACUUUCCCAAACAGAAGGUGUGUGUUGCAGUACGGGUUCACAGCCCCGUGCCCCAUCUGUCCAGUUAAUUGGUGGUUUGGCCUGCAUGGUCACACAAGCCACGCCGCCUCAAAGCUGUCCGCUUUACACUGGGUUACAACAGCAUAUGUGAAUUUCCAGAGUCCUUUUUAAAGAAACAUUUUUCAUUAAAUUUUGAAAAAAAAAAUCA
Brienomyrus brachyistius is the source of this 4792-nucleotide messenger RNA. It is a transcript of the gene jade3, whose product is annotated as jade family PHD finger 3. The transcript has 11 exons. Gene Ontology annotation, biological process: regulation of transcription by RNA polymerase II. NCBI's taxonomy places the organism in Eukaryota, Metazoa, Chordata, Actinopteri, Osteoglossiformes, Mormyridae. The coding region runs from base 243 to 2591 and encodes 782 amino acids. The record is from RefSeq and is a predicted model, not a curated record. Gene Ontology annotation, cellular component: histone acetyltransferase complex.